AACUCUAUAUAAUGUUUAUGCACGCAAUGUUUUUAAUGUAAACUCUUCCUGUUAAUGUCCCGUUUUACUCACUCUCAUAAAAUGCACUGGAGAAAAGACUUGAAUUACACCAGCAUUAGCAGACCGUUUAAUGAAUAGUUCACCUAAAAUGAAAAUGAUUUCCCCCGCUUCUUCCAAAUGAGAUUCUUUCCCAUAUUUUGAAGGAUGCUGGUACCAAAACAUCCAUCGCAUGUCUAUUUUAAAGUCAUGAACUGUUCCAUAUUCCACGUUAUGCUUGAAUGGCUUUUUCUGUAGUGUGUUUUGGGGCAUAUUCUGUUGGAAUUGCAUGGUUUUAAAAAGCCACCAACAGAAGGCAAUCAAUUACCAGUAGAAACCUGCACGGCCCAUUACAGUUACCAAUACACAUCCCAUUAUAAACCAUUACAAAUUUAGUAAUUUAUUGGGCUUUUCCCCACAGGGAUUGGCAGUGAGUGCGAUUUUAAGUCAGCAAAAAUGUCUGUUUUAAAUAAAUGCUGUUCUUUUAAUCUUAAUAUGAAGCGGCACAGCUGUUGCAAUAUUGAUAAAAGUGUCUCUCGAGCAGCAACUAAGCAUCUUAGAAUGAUUUCUGAAGUGUGAAUGAUGCUGAAAACAGCUUUUAUCGGUUAUAUUUGAACAUAUAUAUAUAUACAGUCACAUAGAAAACAUGCAUAUUAAACUGUAAUAACGUUUCGCAACAUUACAUCUUUAAUGCAUGUCUUUAAUGCAGCUGGUCGAACAAACAAACAUCACUAAACCCUAAUGCAAUAUUCCGAUUAUUCGUAUUCCGAUUAUUAAUAUUCCGAUUAUUCGUAUUCCGAUUAUUCGUAUUCCGAUUGACCGAUUACUUCCGCAUUGCAAACAUGCUCCCCGCGCUGUCCCGUUUCGGGAACGGGUUGCAUGAGAGCAGAUAUUCGUCAACACAGAAAGCCGAAGACGUCUUGUUUACCUCGUCAACGGCUCGCGCCAGAUCCCCGUUACGCUGAGCUCCUGAGAGGCUUAACGCGGCGUGACGCCUCUCUUUGACACACUGACCUAGUUUCGCGUGCAAAGCCCCACCGAAGACGAUAUAUACGCGUGUUACUAGCGAUGCGUUGACGUGCACGACGCCUGAUGGGUAUAAAUGCGCGUGCACGUACAGGUUCGCACGCACGCGUCGAUGAGUAAAAAAGCGGAAAAAAAGCCGAUGCGAUCCGGGAGAACUCCGCCGCGUGUUUCUGGGGAUGGUACGCCUUUCCGUGUCGACGAAGACGCUUGGGACAAGAUGAAAAGGCCAGGGUCGAAGCGCCAGAGCCUGACCCCGUCUGAGGGCCGGAGCAAGAGAGCGAGGAGCGUCCGGAGAGCCUCGGAGGAGACGUGGGGCGGUCUUCCUCACCACGUGGUGCUGCACAUCUUCCAGUACCUGUCUCUGGUGGACCGGGCCCGAGCCUCUUCUGUGUGCCGCCGCUGGAACGACGUCUUCCACAUCCCGGACCUCUGGAGGAGGUUUGAGUUUGAGCUGAACCAGCCGGCCACGUCGUACCUGAGGUCCACGCACCCGGAUCUCAUCCAGCAGAUCAUCAAGCGGCACGCUCAGCACCUGCAGUACGUCAGCUUCAAGGUGGACAGCUGCACAGAAUCAGCAGAAGCGGCUUGUAACAUCCUCUCACAGCUGGUGAACUGCACCAUUAAAACGCUGGGUCUGAUUUCCACAGCGCGGCCGAGCUUCAUGGACGUGUCCCAGUCGCACUUCGUCUCGGCUCUGACGGUGGUGUUUGUGAAUUCCAAGUCCCUGUCCUCUAUAAAAAUUGAUGACACACCGGUUGAUGACCCUUCCCUGAAGGUACUGGUGGCCAACAACAGUGACACGCUCAAGCUGCUGAAGAUGAGUAGCUGUCCUCAUGUGUCUCCUGCAGGCAUCCUCUGUGUGGCCGAUCAGUGUCACGGCCUGCGCGAACUGGCUCUGAACUACCACCUGCUGAGCGACGAGCUUCUGCUGGCCCUGUCCUCCGAGAAACACGUGCACCUGGAGCACCUGCGCAUCGAUGUGGUGAGCGAGAACCCGGGCCAAACGCAGUUCCACACCAUCAAGAAGAGCAGCUGGGACGCCCUCAUCCGCCACUCGCCGCAGGUCAACAUCGUCAUGUACUUCUUCCUCUACGAGGAGGAGUUCGAGGCCUUCUUCCGCGAGGAGACGCCCGUCACGCACCUGUACUUCGGCCGGGCCGUCAGUAAAGACAUGCUGGGCCGCAUCGGGCUGAACUGCCCGCGUCUGGUGGAGCUGGUGGUGUGCGCCAACGGCCUGGAGCCGCUGGACGAGGAGCUGAUCCGCAUCGCCGAGCGCUGCAAGAGCCUGACGGCCAUCGGCCUGGGCGAGUGCGAGGUCACCUGCAGCGGCUUCAUGGAGUUCGUGAAGAUGUGCGGCGGCCGCCUGAGCCAGCUCUCCAUCAUGGAGGAGGUGCUCAUCCCCGACGGCGCCUACAACAUCGAGCAGAUCCACAGCGAGGUCUCCAAACAUUUGGGCAGGAUUUGGUUUCCUGACAUGAUGCCCACUUGGUGAAACAAAUGCGUCUUAGGCAGCGUUGCCAAGUCUGCGGUUUUUCCGCUGCUUUAUCAAUGGGUUGCUUAACCAGGAGCCUCUCUGAAACUUUAAAGCAAUUGGGCUAGUUUUGAGUAGCAGUUAGGUGGGUUUUGCUUUGAGGACCUGGCAACCUUUUAGACUGCAGUCUGCAAAGCCACUAGAAGGUAAGCCUUCGACCUUUAGCCAAAAAAGCGGACUGGACAAGGAAACUAGAGGCCGUUUCUUUUUUAACGGAUGCCGAGCUUCACUGCGCUGAAAAAAAUGGAUGAACUUGUAGCCUAUCGACUAAUCUUUAGCGUGUUUAACACUGAACAGUACUUUUGGAUUGAACUAUUUUUAGUUUACGCCAAAAAAAAAAGAGAAUCUGUUGACUUUUUGCAACAGACGGGAUUCCUCUUUCAUUUCUAUGCUAUCCUUAAACAUCAAGUGAGCGUUGCACAGCUCAAAACUAAAAUUCAGCGACGUCAAGGAAGUAAUUCGGUUCGGUUAUUAAGGCACACUUGAUCCAAGACCGUCUCAAUCUCUGGUAGAAUUGCAGCCAAUACAUCAAAACAAAUCCACUCUAGAACAGUGUUGCCAGGUUUCCGGUAUUCCUCUUUUUGCGACAGGUGGGAUUUGGGCUUUGUGUUUGCCACGGCAUCCAUAAAUGGCGGCUAGGUGUCGCACAAACUGAAAUUCAAAGACGCCAAGAAUGGUUAUCAAGACACGAGUUGAACAAUACGCGCUUUCUCCAACAGUAAGUACUAAACUUUGAGAAGGUUUUGCUUUGAAAACAUGGCAACCCUUGCGUUUGGCAGGCCCGGCAGCCAUUAGACAGAACGGGGUAAUUAAAAAUUAGCAUGGGAAACAGAACAUCUGGAUCAUUAGUGUGGAGGAGCUGCCGUAGAAACAUAAUUGGUGAUUGGAUCUCAGAGAAGGGGCCGAAUGCAAAGCCUUUACAACAAAGCAGCGCACGUGAACGCGCGGGUCAUUACGGGAUGCUCGUUGGCACAGAACGGCCCUCUGGGACUUGCUAAAGAGCUCGUUUCGUAGCUUGACUUCUGUUGACCGUAGAGCUGAUAAUAUCAUAUCAUAAAAAAAUGAUCUCACGCACGUCGCUGCAAGGAAAGGCUAUAGAGCGAUGACCUUACUCAUGCUUUUCUCUGUUUGGUCUCGGACUCAAACUCACGCGACGCAGCCUCUUCAUCUCCACGUUUGAGGAGAUAAACACUUGAGCAGAUGACCUUUAACUAACAGCCGCCCUGAGAGCCAAGUCGGCAACUUUACAGAGAUUCGUCUGAGAAAAAAACUAGCGUCAAACGCACACUGAAACCAAGAGGGAAAGCCGUUCCGUCAACCCGUCAAAAUAAAAGUCUUUAACUUAAAAAAAAAAAAAAAAAGACAGAUGUAUACCAAAAUGUAAUUCUCGAAGAGGGACAGAUCAUACAAACAUGGUUCGUUUAUGUUUCACUACAUUAAAACCUAGUCCUUCUCUGGCAGGAAAAUAAUUUCCGCAUAGCUUCUGUUGUUUUGCAUGAGAUUUUUAGCAAAUGUUUCCAUGACAGUUGUGUACAAAAUAUUGUGGCCCCGUAAAUGUGCUGUUGUUUGUUGGUAGAUUUCUAAUAAGAAGUACAAUAUGCAUUUAUACGGCAUGCUCAUACUAUAAUAAUAAUUUAUCAUGGGAUCCUGUGGGUCUUAUAAACACUAAACCACUAAUGAAUGUGUCUUCUGCUGUAUUUAACGAAACAAGCUCAGCUUUUCCUUUAAACAUAUUCUGUUUAGUAGUAUGUAAAAUAUUUUCGUUUCAAAGGAAGGUCAACAAACUGUGAUAAUUGCGUUUUAUUUUUUAUUUAUUAAGUGCAAAGUCUGUUAUUUUAAGCGUUCGUCUGUAUUUCUCUUGAAUUUAUUUGCACUGGUUUUGCCGUAUAAAAUAAAAAAAACAGCCAAUAAAAAAAAAUCCUUUUAAACCACA
Puntigrus tetrazona (Sumatra barb) is the source of this 4526-nucleotide messenger RNA. It is a transcript of the gene fbxl3l, whose product is annotated as F-box and leucine-rich repeat protein 3, like. The transcript is spliced from 5 exons. Gene Ontology annotation, biological process: SCF-dependent proteasomal ubiquitin-dependent protein catabolic process; regulation of cell cycle; entrainment of circadian clock by photoperiod. The coding region runs from base 1139 to 2554 and encodes 471 amino acids. Gene Ontology annotation, cellular component: cytosol; nucleus; SCF ubiquitin ligase complex. Gene Ontology annotation, molecular function: protein binding. The record is from RefSeq and is a predicted model, not a curated record. Lineage: Eukaryota; Metazoa; Chordata; Actinopteri; Cypriniformes; Cyprinidae.